AUGAGGAUUAAAAAUCAGAGGAUUCUGAAAAUGGUCUCCAUCCUAUCAGUGUCCCUCUUCGUGCUGAAUUAUCUAGGACGAAGGACACACUGUCCUCGUAAGGAAGAGUUGGUCUUCAAUAACUUACUAAAGCAAGAUGCUGGAGAACUACAAGCUUGUUCUGCUAUUAUCCAAGGAGACAUGGAUGGAGUGGACAAGGAGGCUUUCAGGAAGCUCCUGGCCUUUAGAAAAAGAAAAUCCCUGCUAUCAGAGUCAUUCUAUCUCAACGCCACCAAGGAUUGUCCAUCCUACAUCAGAGAUAGAGGGUUUCUGACUGUUUCUCUCAGUAAAGAGGAGAAAGAUUUCCCCAUUGCUUACUCCAUGGUGAUCCAUGAGAAGAUUGAGAUGUUUGAAAGGCUCUUGAGAGCCAUUUACACUCCUCACAAUGUGUACUGUGUUCACGUGGACCAGAAGUCUCCUGAGAUCUUUAAACAAGCAGUAAGAGCCAUUGCGUCCUGCCUGACCAACGUGUUUGUGGCCAGCAAACUGGAGAGUGUGAUUUACACCUCCUGGUCUCGAGUUCAAGCGGACAUCAACUGCAUGCAGGAUCUGCUAAAGUCACCUGUCCAGUGGAAGUAUCUGCUCAACACAUGUGGCACCGAUUUCCCCAUUAAAACCAAUGCAGAAAUGGUUCAGUCUCUUAAACACCUGAAUGGAAAGAACAGUUUGGAGUCCGAGGACGUAAAGGCCAAAAAUUGGCAAACUAUUUGUGGUUCGUAA
Sinocyclocheilus rhinocerous is the source of this 759-nucleotide messenger RNA. RefSeq names its product beta-1,3-galactosyl-O-glycosyl-glycoprotein beta-1,6-N-acetylglucosaminyltransferase 3-like. Lineage: Eukaryota; Metazoa; Chordata; Actinopteri; Cypriniformes; Cyprinidae. Gene Ontology annotation, molecular function: acetylglucosaminyltransferase activity. The record is from RefSeq and is a predicted model, not a curated record. The transcript is spliced from 2 exons. Bases 1 to 759 code for a protein of 252 amino acids. Gene Ontology annotation, cellular component: membrane.